This is a messenger RNA of Paralichthys olivaceus (Japanese flounder), 1379 nucleotides long. It is a transcript of the gene thap1, whose product is annotated as THAP domain containing, apoptosis associated protein 1. The record is from RefSeq and is a predicted model, not a curated record. NCBI's taxonomy places the organism in Eukaryota, Metazoa, Chordata, Actinopteri, Pleuronectiformes, Paralichthyidae.
CCGCCAUGAUUGUUAGUGGCAGUGAAGCCUGAGUGAGGAGGAGGAGCAGCAGCGGAGGCUCGGUCAGAGUGAGUCCGGCUCAGAGUGCGUGUUGUCCGGGGAGAGUCAUGGUCCAGACGUGCUCAGCCUACGGAUGUAAGAACCGAUACCACAAAGACAAAGAUGUCUCCUUCCACAAGUUUCCUCUGGCGCGUCCAGAUGUUUGUGGGAAAUGGGUGGCAGCGAUGAGGAGGAACAACUUUAAGCCGACGAAGUACAGCAACAUCUGCUCACAGCAUUUCACAGAAGACUGCUUCAAGAGAGAGUGCAACAACCGAGUGUUGAAGGAGAACGCUGUGCCGUCACUUUUCACCUUCAGCCUCAGCAUCAAGUCGGAGUCUCUGGAGACUCCGUUCCCCUCAGAGAUCCACUUCCCUCUCUCUCUGCCGCUGACAUCUGACCCAGUGGAGGAGGAGCCUGAGCCUGGGAGGAGCCGGCACGACACCCGUGGCGACACUAUGGUGGUGUCCUGCGACCACAACUACACGGCGGAGGACUCGGUGAGGCAGAAGAGGCGCAUCGAGCAGCUGGAGGAUCAGCUGGAGCGUCUGAGGAAGAAGCUGAAGACGACACAGCAGAAGUGUCGGCGGCAGGAGCGACAGCUGAAGAGGCUGAAGGCCGUUUGCAAGGCCCCCAGGACCGCGUGUGAGGCGCCGGCAGCGUUUGGCGAGGGAUAUGUGGUUUUACCCAAACAAAUGUACCAGACCCUCCGAGGCAUCGAGUGAUGAGGAGGGGUAAAAAUCAGAUGAGAGUUAGAUUGUGCUGCAGGUUCAGCUUUGGGACUGUGAGCAGACACAGAAGCUGCUGAGCAGAAAACUGAAGGAGUCGACAUUUAGGAAGAACAAAGCAGGACGUGGAUAAAACAAACUCCUGACGUCCAUUUCUUCUUUUACUCCUGUUUUCUGUUGCAGUGAAAAUGAGACACUGGUGCAGUGACUCUGCAGAAUUAUCUGAUGAUGAUCAAGAAUCACAGACUGUUAAUAAAAGAUCAUAAACCUCCAUGUUAGCAGAUGUCAAAGAUGUUUCUGUCAUUUCAUCACUGAUGUUUGUUCAAGUGUUUCUGAUCAGUUUGGUUUGAAUUAGUUAUUUGAUGAUAUAUAAACAGGCUGACACGUCAUGAUUGACAGCUGACACGUCAUGAUUGACAGCUGACACGUCAUGAUUGACAGCUGACACUGUGUCAGGAUUGGUUGAGAACAUCUAUCAACAGGACUUUGACACCACGGCUCCACGAUCACUCCUGCACAAACUGACUGUAAAUGACGUCAUCACCACAAGAUGUCAGCGUUAAUAUCUGAGAUAUUUUGACUUAAAGGUUCAGUGUAAGAUUGAAUUGAAUU